GGGAAGUUUCGGUUGGUUCGUUGGUUUCGGGUUUCAAACUCGCGGUCUUUCGUGGGACGCUCACCGAUGAGAAGGCGGUGGAGUAACUAGGUCGAGUCAAACGCCAAUAUGGCGAAUGUGAGGGAUAGUGACACUUCGUUGUGGCUCCACAAUAAAUUAGGAAUAUCAAACGAUUCGUGGACUGGAGGCUCUAUAUGUUCACAGUUAAAUGCCGAAGUUUUGCGCAACAUAAAAGCAUGUUUUCCGGACCUGCAAACUCAAGUCAAACUAAAACUUCUGCUGUCCAUUUUCCACAUCCCGCGCAGGAACGUUGAGGAGUGGCGACAUGAACUUGAUGAUAUACUUGUUGUGGCACUGAACGAUGGUGAAGCAUGGGUGUCUAUGUUAGCAGAAACUAUGAGAACAUUACCAACAACUGGAUCUCUAAAUUUAGAGAUUUUAAAUAAUGAUGACAAUCAGCGAAUAUUUUCUGAUCUUGUAAAUGACUUGCGAAAGUUAGUGAGAAAACAAACUGAUGGUGGAAUGCUGCCCCUUGAAUGCCACUACUUAAAUAAAAAUGCUUUGAUCACUGUUGUGGGCCAACAGCCUCAACCAGUAAAACAUUUUGCUCUGAAACGGAAACCAAAAUCUGCCACUCUUAGGGCGGAUCUACUAUCAAAAUCAGCUGAUGCUGUGACUCAUUUAAAAAAGAAUGCUGCUCCAACAGUACCGGUCCGAUCAAGAGGCAUGCCAAGAAAAAUGACUGAUACAACUCCCCUGAAAGGUAUUCCUAGCAGAGUUCCAACCGGAGGGUUCAAGUCUCCUGUUGUGAACAAUCAAAACAACCAGCGCACCUCAUUAGGCCGUACUCCAGUGAAUCGUAAAGAUGGUGGUAUUAAACUCAUUGAUAUCAAUGAACAACCUAUGGGAUAUGCUCAGGCUAAGAAAAGGAAGAGGUUACAAGAAACGGAGGAUGCAAGGAAAGCGUCCGAAGCUGCAGCAAGCCAACAAGCCACAAAUGCUGCAGCUACCCCAGGGUCUGGUGCUGCAAAUGCUGGCGCUGCUCCAGGCACACCUUCAACACCUGUCACACCAGACUAUGCUGCUGGUCUCGCACCAGUGAAUCCACCUGCUGCAGCCCAGUCAGCUUCAGCCACAGUCCCAACUGUCCUUACGGUUGCAAAUCCAGGCACACCUCAGACAGCCAUCCCGGCAGCAGAAACUGUUAUAAUUCUGAAUCCUUCCACACCUCUGCCAGCAUCAGCAGGGACAUCCAUCCCCGUGUCUCAGCCGCGUGUUAUUGCUGUCAAUACUAUUGCGGUUGCUGCGCCAGUGCAAGCUGCAGCCACACCUUCAGCACAACCUGUUGCUGCAACAGCCACUAUAGUGACACCAGCCACUGCUGGAGCACAGACACCCACAUCUGCAAUUGCUUCGCCUGCUGUAGCAGCCGCCUCUCAGGCUGCCACUCAACCUGUACAACCAGUCGCAGCCAAAGAAAGAAGGCAACUCUCUCUCACGAGAGAGCAAAUGGUGGAAGCUCAAGAAAUGUUUAGAACUGCCAACAAAGUUACUAGACCUGAAAAGGCUCUUAUACUUGGGUUCAUGGCUGGCUCAAGAGAUAAUCCAUGUCCCCACUUGGGUAAUGUGGUUACAAUAAAAUUAAGUGAAAGUCAAGAGAAUGUUCAUCAAGAAGGUAGUAUCAUAACUAUGAUGGUAGAGACUCACUUCCAAAUGAACUACAGUACUGGUGAAUGGAAGCGAAUCAAGAAACUCCGCAAAGCUGAAGAUGUUCCUGCCUUAGCCACUCCUGUUCAAGCAUCCACUCCUCAACAACAACAUGCAACUGCUUGAUUAGAAAUGUUAUUUUAAAACUCACAAAUUUUACCUGAGCAAGUUCAUCUGUCAACCAGUGAAUUAUUUAUCUCCCAUAUUGUGUUGCCAGACGUUUUGGAUCAUUUUUCCUCCUUUCAAUGUGCUCUGAAAUCAAUGCUCCUUACUUUUGGGCUAUUAUUCCGUGGUGCUAGAUCCCACCCAGCCAAUAAGAUUUUCAAUCAUCAUUCUUAAUAAAUCUCUUUAAUUUGUAAGGUACUUUGUCCAAAGUAUCAGUUUGUACACAUAUACUUUCCUGAAUAAACUUGUUUUGUAUACAGGUUGUUACCCAUCUAUUCUGAUUGAAGGAAGUAUAAAAAUUGCUUUCUUAGAUUAAGUUGUUUUUUUGGGGGGGGGACAAACUUGGCUAAAUCUACAGGAUGCAUCAUGAAGUGUUUGUGCUUGAUGUUAUGUUCAUCAACAAACAUGGAUAUGAGGAAUAGUGUAUGUUCUAAACAUUUCUCUUUCUUUUUAAGAAUUAACCAAAAUUUAUGGGUGCCCUGGAAAGCAAAGUUGAUAAUGAAUUUAAUUAUUCCUCAUGUAUUUGUUAUGUGAAAAAAGUUACCUACUGAUUUAUGUUUGACAUAUUUGCUGAACUAGGCAACAAGGCUUUUCUCUUACUUGUCCGUCCAUACCUUGUCUCAGUGAAAUUGCACCAAUUUUAUGAAAGUUAGAUAAAUUAACACUAUUCUUUCAAUUUGUCUGAUCGAGCAGCGGUGUAUUUGUGUGUGUUUCAGUUCUAGUUAGUUGUUUAUAUACUGGCUUCCAGAGUUUUGAGAUUGUAGAAGUAAGGGACUGUAUCACAAUUUCAAGUGUCUGUUGUCAAGCAGUUUAUGUCAAAACACACGUCUCCCUAGUCAUCUUGAUAUUUUGAUCAGCUUUCAUGCUUUGGUAAGACUUCAGUCGGACAAACCCCAAAUUUUUCAACUGGAGGCCUACUUUUAUGAAAGGUACACAUGUUCCUUUAAGUUGUCUGAUCAUGAUCUCAACUUUUGUCAACAAAUUUGUGUUCUGAAAUUUUAUGUCAGAUUGUAUCUCUUUUUUGUUUGUUUUUCUUGAAGGAUUUUUUUUUUUUAAUCAUUUGCUGAAACUCUUUUAGGUUGAUUUAAAAUAUUUAUAGAUAGAAGUUUAUUGAAUCAUUUUAUCAUAUGGUCUGAUAUAUAUUGUUGCCACCAUCACCACCUAAAAUAAAAAUACAAAGAGGACUCUCCUCGUUUGGAAUGUAACAUUCUUUCAAUAUGUCUUUUUUUUUCACCCUUUUUUUCCUAUUUUUAUUGUGUAUGGGAGGUUUGAUUGGAAUUGUGUGCAAUAGUCCUGAAGUGAUUAA
Thrips palmi is the source of this 3178-nucleotide messenger RNA. Its product is annotated as negative elongation factor A-like. The record is from RefSeq and is a predicted model, not a curated record. Gene Ontology annotation, biological process: negative regulation of transcription elongation by RNA polymerase II. The coding region runs from base 109 to 1833 and encodes 574 amino acids. The transcript has 10 exons. Lineage: Eukaryota; Metazoa; Arthropoda; Insecta; Thysanoptera; Thripidae. Gene Ontology annotation, cellular component: NELF complex.